CGUUUGCAUGAAGCUCAAAUUUAUUUGUGAACAAGUUGAAGUGGUGAGUAUGUUAACAAUUACUACCAAGAAGAAUAAGUUGAUAUGAGUAAAGAGUGCAUUUUAAAAGGGAUUAAAGUGGAAGGCGUCGAAAAUAUCGUUGGUUUAAAUGGUCAUAAUAACAAGCAUACGAAUAAGAAACAACUAUUCUUGACAAGUCGCAACGUUUCAGACAACAUAUUCCCCAACAUAAUUAACCGUCACCUUCAGCAAAAGAAUACUAGAGAAAUGGAUGCAAACCGCCAAGCGGAACGUGAUAAGAUACUGAAGGACAUUCAUAAAGUGGAUGAAGAUGUUGAUUCAAAGGCCAAAAUUGUUCACGAACAAGUAACUGCAACUGGAGGAAUUCACGAGGCGCAAAUUAGCAGCAAUGAACCUGCUGCUGCAUGCACAACAGGAGUGGGGAAUGAGGAUCAACCUGAUAAAGAAGACUUGAAGGGCGAGAUGUCGACAUGUCAUGAUGCUGAUGAAGAAAAAGAAGAAGUUAAGGAGUUGAAUUAUGACAAGGAAGCAAUGGAAGACCUUAUGUCAAAACUUCACAUUGGGAAGUUACCUACUAUUGGUAAGAGUAGAUCAACCCCGCUAAAUAACUUGAGAAGCCGAGGUCGCUCCACCUUAUUACUGUUCUAUCGUCUCUGGAGAGACCACCUUCUAAAGAAACCUCCGCCUCCUCUCUGAGGUUAAAGCUAUAUGAUAAUAUCCUAUGUAUGUUAUCCCCCUUUAGUUUCCCCCCGUUAAAACUACAUUUGCUAUUGCGUAAUGAAACUAUUGAAUAAUAUAGUGGUACUUUGGGUAUGUUUUA
Messenger RNA from Capsicum annuum, 841 nucleotides. RefSeq lists its product as uncharacterized. The coding region runs from base 85 to 717 and encodes 210 amino acids. NCBI's taxonomy places the organism in Eukaryota, Viridiplantae, Streptophyta, Magnoliopsida, Solanales, Solanaceae. The transcript is spliced from 2 exons. The record is from RefSeq and is a predicted model, not a curated record.